Entamoeba histolytica HM-1:IMSS is the source of this 579-nucleotide messenger RNA. RefSeq lists its product as uncharacterized. Gene Ontology annotation, biological process: N-terminal peptidyl-methionine acetylation. The transcript has a single exon. The record is from RefSeq and is a predicted model, not a curated record. The coding region runs from base 1 to 579 and encodes 192 amino acids. NCBI's taxonomy places the organism in Eukaryota, Evosea, Mastigamoebida, Endamoebidae. Gene Ontology annotation, cellular component: NatC complex.
AUGUCAUAUGAACAUUUAAAUGAAUUUAGAAUACAAUUAGAUAUGGAUAGAAGAAUGUAUUCAAUAUCAAAAAAAUCAAAGAAUAUUAAACCAUCAAAAUUAACACCAAAUAUGGAACAAUUAACUAUAUUGUUAUACAAGACAUUAAUAAGUGGAAUUACUAAACUCCUUUUAGCAUUAAAUAAAAUGAAUAUUAUUAAAUCACCAGAAUUUUUACUUGGUAAUAAUAAAUAUCGUUAUGAACUUAGAUUUUCUGCAUUUGAAAAAUGUCAUACACCACAAUAUAUUCCAUUUGAAAAAUAUGAAGAACAACGUACUAAUAACAUUCAACCAGGAUUAAUUAUUAUCGACUCUAUUAAUGAAUUGAAAAAAUGUAAAGAAAUUAUUGAAGAAAUUAAAUUGAAUAAUAAAAAUAAUUAUCUUCCUAAUGAAAUGGUUGGAAUGUUAUAUAAAAUAUCAAUGUCUAAUAUGUUAACUGCAAUGAAAUUAAUGAAAAUUCAUCCUACUUCAACAACAAAAGCAGUAUUUUCAUUUGAUGAUAUUGACUAUCUUCCAAUAAUUUCUAUUAAAGAUAAUUGA